This is a messenger RNA of Oncorhynchus gorbuscha (pink salmon), 2636 nucleotides long. Its product is annotated as sclerostin-like. Gene Ontology annotation, biological process: ossification; negative regulation of BMP signaling pathway; negative regulation of Wnt signaling pathway. Bases 100 to 762 code for a protein of 220 amino acids. NCBI's taxonomy places the organism in Eukaryota, Metazoa, Chordata, Actinopteri, Salmoniformes, Salmonidae. Gene Ontology annotation, molecular function: BMP binding. The record is from RefSeq and is a predicted model, not a curated record. The transcript has 2 exons.
CUUAAAUAGCGUCAACGUUUCUUGUAUGGGUGGAAUUGGUCAACUUGCCACAGAGCGCAUGUUACCCAUAGUUUAUUCCAGCUCCGCAGAUCGAUAAGCAUGCAGGUGUCUCUCGCGCUCCUUGUCUCCAGCACCGUGCUGCUGCUGCUACAGGGAUGUUGUACCUUCGUGCAAGGGUGGAAGGUGCUAAAAAACGAUGCUACAGAGAUCGUACCAGAAUAUACUGAAAACAUACAGCCUCCCGAGGAACCAAUACCACUGGCUUCUAAUAAUAACAAUAAUACAAUGAAUCGACCAAAACACGGGGGAAGGAGGUCAUCAGCAAACACAGCCUCCUAUAGUGCCUCGGAGCUGAGCUGCAGAGAGCUGCGCUCCACCCGUUACAUCACUGAUGGCUCCUGCCGCAGUGCCAAGCCCGUCAAGGAGCUGGUGUGCUCGGGUCAGUGCAUGCCUGCCCACCUCCUACCCAACUCUAUCAUGCGCGGCAAAUGGUGGCGGAGCAGCGCUUCCGACUACCGCUGCAUCCCGGCCCACUCCCGAACCCAGCGGGUGCAGCUGCAGUGCCCCAACGGCAACAGCCGGACUUACAAAAUCCGCGUGGUCACCUCCUGCAAGUGCAAGCGCUAUAGCCGCCACCACAACCAGUCAGAGGCCAAGGAGGCCUCCUCUUUGCCCGAGCCCCGACGCAACAAGAAACGCACCCGGCCUCCCGGGAGUCAGAGCAAGAGCAACACCCCGACGCUGGUCAGCAACUCUUACUGAGGAUUCCUUUCCUUCUUCCGUACAAAUGCAGAGACCAAAGUAGCACGCUCACUCAUACACACGCACAUGUUACACACAACCCAACAUGGCUCCUUCAUUGGAAGAGGGCGAGGAAGAGACAUUUCAACAAAAAGGGAUUUGUUAAGCUGUUUGUUGGACUGGCUUGACAUGCAUUUUUCUCACCAGACAGGCACUAUAGAUUUUGCAGCCUAUUUUCAAACAUAUUUCAGAACCUUUGAUUUGCAUGACCAAAUGAGUCAACAGACUAUGCCAGGGAAGGCCAUGUGACUGGUCAUGAAAGUUGGAACACUGCUCGGAUUGGAGUGUAGAUUAUCAUUACACACUCCAGUUCAUAGAUAACGGCCUCUGACUCAGGCACAAGUAGAAUCUACCUUAGCCACAGCAAGAGGUGCACCUAAACUCAAAAUCCACCUGUGAAAACAUCCAGCGGGCAGGCUACACUGCUUGAUAGACCUAUAGGGUUGAAAGGUGUCUCUAUGCUGUAACUGGUUCUAAUGGCUGUGUGUACUGUACCGUAGCAGCACCUGGUAGCCCUGGGGCUUCAGGCUCUGGAAGUGGGCUGCUGACAGGCCCUGAGAGGCCCUGGCCUUGACCCCAGACCACGCAGUCACAUGACAGCCCGGGCAGCACCUCACUCACCAGGAGUCUCCCAGGGCUCUCGCUCCGUAGCAGCCUUACAGGAGCUGUCAGUUAGGGCCCCUGGCCCAGUGGCCCUGGAGCCCCUGUGAGAGAGGCAGAGGGAGAGUGAGAGAGUGGAAACGGCUGUGUCAGCAGUCCAAGACCAGGGUCCCUUCGGUCAAACAGGCAACUAGGCAUUCCUGUGACUCAUCUUAAUGACUAAAUGAGCCCAUUCCUGUGACUCAUCUUAAUGACUAAAUGAGCCCAUUCCUGUGACUCAUCUUAAUGACUAAAUGAGCCCAUUCCUGUGACUCAUCUUAAUGACUAAAUGAGCCCAUUCCUGUGACUCAUCUUAAUGACUAAAUGAGCCCAUUCCUGUGUUUAGAAUUUCCGCUAGACAUGGCUGGUUCCUGUUUGCAGGAAUCACACACGCACAAAAGGUCCACGUGUGGAGGCGACUCCAGUAAUUGUGCCUGUUGUUACCCUCUGGCACAACAUUCUCCACUAAACCCACACUGACUGGAACUAUUUUGUUAGCAGCAAAUAACAUUGGCGACCAACUAGUCAUGUCCCUAUUCUAUUCAUUGUGAACCUAGAGUGACUCAUUCUAUGAAUAGCACUGACAGGAAAGAUAGAUAAAAAACUGAAUCUCAAUUUGAAUUGUUUGAUAUUGGCUGUUGAUAUCCUGCAGGAUGCUGACAGACAUAAAUAGACAGAAAGACAGACAGGAAAAGGUUGUGGAUGCCCAGUCUGCCCAUGCUGACAACCCAUUCCCUUUUUUCAAGCCUUUCAGUACUACGGCCUGUAUUUCAUGAAGAAUACUCAUAACGUUUCCACUUAUUGUCCACAUUCCAUUGUUCCAUUCUCUCAUAUCGCUUCCUGAUUUUCAGUUGUCUAAACUGUACUGACAGUGUUUCCUUCUUGUUCAAUUGUGUGUUUGAAAUAGCAACUGGAAAGGAUUUUGUCAUAUAAGUAGAGUUGUCAUGUAUAGCUUGAUUGUACAUAUUGUUCCUGUCUGGUCUUUUGGCUAAAAGCAGUUGGGGAGGAAAAAAAACCUUGCAGACUCAAAGAAAUGAACUGCAUAUUUAUUUUUUAUUUCCACAUGUAAAUUAUUUAUGCAACUUUUUGUAGUAAAUGAUAGCCAUUAUUGUCAUUUAGAAUAAUAGUGACUGUCAGAUAAUAAUGAAAUGCUGUACAGUACACGAAUCAAGUAAAGGCAGAUAUAUUUGAAAGAA